ACGAAAGGGACGUGGAUGGCCGAGCUGCGCUCGACAUUCGGAUGGAUUUCGGGCAAAUUCGUAAUUAACUCGAUGGACGCUACGUAAACGCGCGAUUUGUCAGCAUUGCCAUGUGACAUGAGAACAAAAAUGACAAGCGUGUCGAGAGUGGUGUCGGCAGAUAUUGAAAAAACACUUGACUAUCCUCUUUCUUUUUCUCCAAGUGCCAUAUCCGCUGCCAUCUUAAAUCAGCUGUCAAGCAGACGAUACGCAGCUCUCACAAUCCAGUCCGCACAAGGAUAUGGACAUAUCUGAAGACGAUGUGCAAGUAAAGAUCCAAUCAACAGACUUGAUCUCUAUAUACAACAAGCAGGGAAACGAUGAAUGUGAGACAGAUCUCAAUGAGGUUGAGAUAAUUACAGCGGCGCAGCAUUUUUGUGCUAUCGAGAUUAAGGAGACCAAAAAUCCUAAUCAAAUUAAUGAGAAAACAACUGACAGUGAGGACAAUGAAGGGAGCAAGUCGAAUAUUUCGGAUUCCACUUUAGGAAAUAUACAAUACACGGAGAGCAGUGCCAUUGCCAAUGUAUUAACUGAUCCUAUUUACUUGGAUAGUUUAGAUUCUGACUCCAUCAAUAUUGAAUUCCCAAAGCAAUCGAACACAACGGAAGUUUUCAUUCGAAACGUCGAGCAGAUACAGACGAACAGUUACAAUGUGUCCGCAGUAACGAUACCAAAUGAGUUCUUGGACGGGCUGAAUAUCAACAUAAAGAAGGAGGAUGGAGAAGAUCACGACGCGCUGUACACUACGGAAUGGUUGUGCGAUAGCAGUAACGAUAGCGUGCGAUUGAGGAUCCUGAAAGAUGCCAAGCAGAAUAUGCAAAGUUCUGUCGAUGACGCCGGCGUGAAACGCAGGAGUCAAUUGACAGACGGUAAAGACACUCAAGAGCAGGAGAAACCUAAAGCUAGAAAGUCGAAGAAGCAUGUCAGACUGAAGAGCGCGCAUCAAGAUUACAGAGAAAAAUUGAGGAAAAAGGCUGAGUGUAUGAGAGAGAAACGGAAGAAGUUGUACGAGCAGGAGAGCGAGGAGGAACGUCUGCAGAGAUUGGCAAAGGAAGCGGCGAAGAGGCGCGAGAUGAGAAUGUAUUACGAAACACCGGAGCAACGGAGGAAGAGGCUCGACGCUGAAGCAGCGCGGAAAAGGGAAUACAGGAUGUACAACGAAACGCCGGAGGACAGAAGGAAAAGGUUGGACCGCGAGGCCGAGAGAAGAAGAAUCAAGAGACUGUCGUUGUAUGCGAGCGAGACGCCGGAACAGAGGAGGGAAAGACUGAACAAAGAGUCAGCGAAACGACGAGAGGCCCGACUGAAUCAGUACGCCAAGGAAACGGAAGAGGAGAGGAAGCAGAGAUUGCGACGGGACGCUUUGAGGGCCAGGGAAAUGAGGUUCACCAGGUCCGCUAUCGAGACGGAGGAGGAGCGCAAACAAAGGUUAGUAAAGGACGCCCUCAGAAAGAGGGAGGUAAGGAUGCAUGGGAACCAUACAAUGAACAAUAAUUUCACGGAACUCCGAACCGUUCGCAACUUUCAAGAAUUAAACGAUGUGCAGAUAAAAGACAAUCCUGAAAAUCAAUUGGAUAGCCAUUAUCUGAGCAACUGGAUGAUGUGGUUUCAGAACACGUUGACACAACCGGUUCACAAUGGAGAACAAAUCGCUGAGCCGCAGCAGGCACAGCAUAACAUAAGAUAAUUUUGUACAUAUAUUCUUCGAUAUAAACUUUCAGAACUUUCGCGCGUAAAUGAUAUCGAUUACAUAGCGACCAAACCUGAAAUAUGCUUUAUGUUUUCUGUACAGUUUCCAGUCGAGGAUGAAUGAAAUCGUGACGACUUUAACUACUAUAUGUGUCUCUUAAUAUAAUUAGGUUCACACAUAUUAGCAAGCGAGAUAUAUUUGUUAUGAAAACUUUUACAAGAUUUAUACAGAAUUGCGGCAAGACAAAUGCACGAUAGAACUAGAAAGGUGAUUCAACAUAAAAACAAUAAUAAGUUAAAAAUGUAGAAUAAAAGUUUUUCGUGCGUGAAAAGCUUAGUUUUUGAAGAAAUUUUUUCACACAGAAUCUUUUUCUCAGAUAUACCAUUUGUCCUGCUACAUCCUGUACACACAAACGCUGAGCACACUAAAAUAUAUGUAAUUUACAUGUAACAUAUUUUUUGACAGAUAAACACGACUUGAAAAGAAGAAAAUUUCCUUUUCACUUUUUGCAUAAUGUUGUUUAUUCGCGCGCGUAAUGAUUAUUUCGAUACUUAAAGGUGUGUUCAGUGUAAAAGAUGUAAAAUAUAGUUUAAAACAAAUGAAGGAGUGUGACUCCUCAAUGUUACGUUUAAGAGUAGGUAGAUUUUUAAAUUUUGCCAAAAUAUAAAAUUUUGUUCAUACACAUUGAUACGAAAAAGAAAAUAUAGAGGCGUAUAUAUUAAAGAGAACAAGAGAAGCAAUUCUUGCCAGUGCCUUUUAUUCAAUGUUCAACAAAAGAAAAAACUAAGCUUUUAGACUAGAGAUUCAUUAAUAUACGAUAUUUGAACAUGAGUGAAUGAUUCUGGUGAAAGUUUGACUGUCUCUUGUGCUAUUUGUACAGCUAUUGUGUAUUUCUUUCUAUAGUUCCUUUGUAAUAAAGAAAUCAAUAAGUUAAGUUACAUCAUAUGUAUUUCAUCCACUUCCUUUGUUCAUUGUGUAUAAACAUGUAUUUUUUUAUUAUGAUACAUCUCCUAAGAGUGAAGUCACUUGUGCGAAAAACAAAAAAAUAAAAAAAAAUAUGAAGAUCAACCAAUCGUAAGUAAACGAGCGAUUUUAGAUCAGAGGGAAGCUUGAGAGCGGCCAUGAACGUGUUUUACAUGUAUAUUUUCUACUCAAGCGCCGCAAUGUACACGUUUUUGUACACGUAACUGUACUCACGUUGUUCUGGUUCUGUUCCGUGCUGUAUGCACGGAAUUGUUUUGCUUCUAUAUUCUGUUAUGUUUACGAUUUAUAUGUUCCACCACCAUAAUUGUAUAAAUACAGCGAGUAAAGAAAAUCAUGCCACGAUACAUGAUUGUCUUCUUUUGCAAUAUUAGAAAUCAGUGCGAUUGAUAUAAGCAAACUACGCAUGCAAUAUAACAAAAUUGUUCCUUUCAACUAUAUUAUUGAGAACAUAUAAUGUAUUCUAUUUGUAUAAAUUGCAUGUACGAGAGAGAAUUCUUUAUAUAUAGAUUUAGCGCAUUAAAGAAAAAUAAUAAAAUCUCGUAGGAAAUAAGUAAAAAUUUGUAUUCUAUAAUUUACUUUGAUAAUCGUACAAGUACGCGUGUGACAUUUAUAAUGUAGAUAAAAAAAAAGUUGUAGCUAAAAGGAACAAGUAAUAAACUUUA
Pseudomyrmex gracilis is the source of this 3375-nucleotide messenger RNA. RefSeq names its product vicilin-like seed storage protein At2g18540. The transcript is spliced from 2 exons. Bases 281 to 1726 code for a protein of 481 amino acids. NCBI's taxonomy places the organism in Eukaryota, Metazoa, Arthropoda, Insecta, Hymenoptera, Formicidae. The record is from RefSeq and is a predicted model, not a curated record.